This is a messenger RNA of Dicrocoelium dendriticum, 321 nucleotides long. Lineage: Eukaryota; Metazoa; Platyhelminthes; Trematoda; Plagiorchiida; Dicrocoeliidae. The record is from the annotation of a GenBank genome assembly.
AUGGAAAUGAACCCUGAGGACUACAGCUCUGUCUUUUGUCACUCAUCUCAGCUUUGCGUGUCCAAACUGUAUGAAAACUAUAAUUUUCUAAACAAUCUGGUCACUGAUGUUCCUGUGUUUAUCGGCCGACUUGGUCUCCUGUUUCAAAUGUCCACCGUAUAUCCAAUGCUGGUGUACAUCAUCCGGGCGCAGAUUAUGCAUGCCAUUUUCAAUAAAGUAUACCCAAGUUGGCGCCACGUCAUCAUUCUUCACAUAUUGGUGGUGGGGCUGGGAUUACUUUUUGCCAUUGCUUAUCCAUCGAUUGGGACUAUUAUUCGGUAG